Hymenoscyphus albidus is the source of this 1332-nucleotide messenger RNA. NCBI's taxonomy places the organism in Eukaryota, Fungi, Ascomycota, Leotiomycetes, Helotiales, Helotiaceae. The record is from the annotation of a GenBank genome assembly.
AUGCAAUGCCAGCAGGGUCCAAAAAUUUUGGAGGCUUGAAAUAGAAGUCCGGUCAAAAGAGAUCUUUCCGUUGCUGCAGUCAACAAGCUUGGACCAACCAACGGUUCACACUGAUCGGUAAGCGAGGGAACCUUGAGUACUGGAGGUCUUAGCACCUUCAGACAAGCAAUUUGCCCCUCCCAUCCCGACGGCAUUUGGGCCCCAUGAUAACCCUCAUUGACCCAGAGAAGUUCCUCGUUUGAAAGCUCCAGCAUUCUUCAUCUUCCAACAGACUGAAUCAAACGCAAAAUGUCCGGAACGAUCAUCAUCACAGGCGCAAAUGGAUCGCUUGCAGUUCCUUCAGUUGAAUAUUUGCUUUCACAUUAUCCUGACUACACGGCCAUUUUGACGGUACGAAACACUUCCGACUCCGAUGAGAACACCGCAAGGCUCAAGCAAACGAUAGCGAGAUUUCCCAAAGCCACAACAUCAAUUCGAAAGUUGGACCUCUCUUCUCUCGCCGACGUCCAGGAAUUCGCCACUACCAUAUCAUCUGAAAUAGCAACAGGAUCACUAGGAAAAAUUGCCGCUGUCAUAUGUAACGCCUAUAUCUGGAGUAUCAACGAUGGACUACGGUUCUCCCAAGAUAAAUAUGAGUUAUCCUUCGCAGUGAACCAUUUAGCACACAUGUCCUUGGUCUUGCGAUUACUGGGCAGCUUCAGAUCUGACGGAAGAAUCGUGUUUCUUGCCAGUGAUGCUCAUUAUCCGGGUAAAAAUGGAUUGGAGAAAUAUCCUCCAGGGAUUCCAGACAAUAUUGAGCUUCUUGUGAAGCCAGAACCAGAUACUGCAGGCGAAGAAGUUGGUCGAGGGUUCCAGAGAUAUGGCAAUUCCAAGUUAGCAGUAAUAAUGGGAACCUAUGAGCUAAACAGACGACUUCAACAGGUAGGAAGUUCAAAACGAUACUCUUUGUAAUUAUCUGACUCGAUAUAGGACCCAAAUUUGAAAGACAUUACGGCGGUUGCUUUGGAUCCUGGCGGACUCCCGGACUCGAAAGCAAUGCGAUCGGGCGUCCCUGGUUUGUGGAAAUAUGGAAUGAAAGUCCUGGGAGCAUUUCAGCCAAUCAUGAAAUAUGCAAUCCCAACGUUGCGUUCUGCGAAACUAGCCGCAGUAGAUCUGAUUGAAUUGGCCGUUGGCAAAAAAUACAUUGGAACGAAGGGGUUCUAUGAGAUGUCUGAGCCUUCCCAGAGCUCUCCUGAAAGCAAUGACGAGACCAAGCAGCAAAAGCUAUGGACGAAGACUUUGGAAUGGGCACAUAUGACAAAAGACGAUGCUUCUCUCACAACAGCCUUUUGA